Messenger RNA from Cervus elaphus (red deer), 691 nucleotides. RefSeq names its product defensin beta 108B (gene DEFB108B). Gene Ontology annotation, cellular component: extracellular region. The record is from RefSeq and is a predicted model, not a curated record. Gene Ontology annotation, biological process: innate immune response. The transcript has 3 exons. The coding region runs from base 1 to 558 and encodes 185 amino acids. NCBI's taxonomy places the organism in Eukaryota, Metazoa, Chordata, Mammalia, Artiodactyla, Cervidae.
AUGCAGGUGCUGCUGAGACUCCAGGAAGAUGGCUUUCUGCUGAUGGCCGGACCUCUAGUGAGGGGCUGGCCUAGAGACUUGGACCUGAACCCUGACCUCCUGCCUCCAUGUUCAGAGUGCGCGCCCACAGGCUCCCAAUGCUCUGAGCGUCCCACGAAAGGAGGAUUCUCCGGCUUCCGGCGAAGGCCGCUCUGGGCUCAGAACAGCUCUGCGCGGAGCCCUAAUGAGGCGGAGGAGCGCGGACAUCCGGCCCCGCCGUCCCGCAGGCGCCGGAGCCGCGGGCGGAAGUGGCAUCUGCCCCUUGGAGACGAAGCCAGGCCGUGUCCUCUCUCCAGCAUGACCACUGCUGUCCCCGUGUUCACCGUUCUCUUCUUUAUGAGCCACGUUCCACCAGGCAGCGCCAGUUUCAGGGAGGUCUGUGAGCGUCCAAAUGGGUCCUGCCAGGAAUUCUGCCUCGACUCAGAAAUCCAUUCUGGGCGAUGUCUGGAUGGCCGCCCAUGCUGCUUGCCCUUGGUGAACGUCCCUGAAGUCGAGCCCACCACACCCAGGGUGCGCUGAAGGCCUCCUGAAACUUUUUGUUUGUUUGGAUGUUUUAUUCUUACUCUCCUGACCUUUCACUCUUGCCUCUCUGUCUUUUGUUCUCACAGGGAUUCUUAGUGAGUUCUCAAUAAAUAAAGAAUCAAAAUUUGCA